AUGAUCCCUCUGGCUCGUCUGGGCGGCGCUCUGCUGCUGGCGACGCUCGUCCAGGCGCAGUCUUCAACUCCUACAUCCCUUGCGCCAGCUGCCCAGACGGUCUCCUCCUCCUCAGCUGCUGGCGCACCACUGUUCGCGACCGAGCAGGUCCAAUUGACGCAGCCUGUGAUCGACAACCUGACGACCACCCUGAACGAGUCCACCGCUGCCCUCUUCGCCUUUGGCAACAGCACCGCCAAUUCCACACUCGCCGCUCGUUCUUUCGGCAGCUGCAAGGUCUUUCCGGGCGACGCUUUCUGGCCGUCGGAGCUGAUCUGGGAUAUCUUCAACCUCCUGCUGGGCGGCGCGCUGAUCAAGACCGUCCCGUCGGCCUCGCCGUGCUAUAAUGGCUGGGGAGACUUCAACAGCGCCGAAUGCAGCGCUAUCGCCGCGCAGUGGAACAAUUCCAACUUCCACGCCGCCGACCCAACCUCCGUCAUGUGGCCGCUCUACGAAGGACGCAGCUGUCUGCCCACCGACAUCGCUGUCUACAGCAACUGCUCGCUGGGCGGCUAUCCCAGCUACGCGGUGAAUGUCAGCAACGUCGCGCAGAUCCAACUGGCCGUCAACUUUGCGCGCAAUGCCGGCCUGCGCCUCGUCGUGAAGAAUACCGGACACGACUUCUUCGGCAAGUCGGCGGGCGCCGGGGCCCUCAGUAUCUGGACGCACCAUCUGAAGGAAAUCGAGUAUCUCCCUGAUUACCGCAGUCCGUCGUAUACCGGUCCGGCCGUCAAGAUGGGCUCUGGCGUGCAGGCGCAGGAGAUCUACGCCGCGGCCAAGCAGUACGGCGUGACGGUGGUUGGCGGCGAAGGACGGACCGUCGGUGUGGCAGGAGGCUAUGUGCUGGGCGGCGGACAUUCUCCCCUGUCCAGCGUCUACGGUCUGGCAGCAGACCAGGUGCUCGCCAUGGAGGUCGUUCUUCCGGACGGGCGAUUCACGACGGUGACGAAUAAAACCAAUCCCGAUCUCUUCUGGGCCCUGCGCGGUGGUGGAGGCUCCACCUUCGGCAUCGUCACGUCGAUCAUCUCGCGCGUCUAUCCCCAGAUCCCCGUCACAUUGUCGACCUUUUCCUUCUCGACGGCCACCAGCCCGUCGGUGGACAACUUCUGGGCGGCGGUGCGCGCGUACUACGACCAUUUCGUCGACUUCACGAACGCAGGCACAUACGCGUACUUCUGGAUCCUGCCGACGGGCAACGACUCGUACUCGUUCCUGAUGAACCCCUUCUUCGCCGUCAACCACACGGUCGAGCAGUACAACGCGCUGCUGCAGCCGUGGUUCGACACGCUGGACAGCCUGGGCGUGUCGUACGCCCCCAGCACGACCUUCUACGACAACUUCUACGACGCCUGGGAUGCCGGCUUCCCCCUUGAGACGGUGGGAUCGGUCGACAUGAUGACGGGCUCGCGCCUGUUCCCGCGGGCCAAUUUCGUCAACGAGACGCUGCUGAAUAUCACGUUCAACGUGCACCGCCAGACGCUUGAGGCCGGAUAUCCGAUCCUGGCCUUCCAGAUGAAGGCGGACCUGCCAGCGGACGCGACGCCCAACGCAGCCAACCCGGCAUUCCGGCAGAUGCUGAUGCACGCCAUCAGCUCGACGACGUUCGCGGCUGGGGCGAGCAACGCCGAGAUCCUGGCCGACAUGAACUACUUCACGUUCGACGUGCUGGGGCCGUGGCGCGAGACGUGUCCGGAGUCGGGGGCGUACAUGUCGGAGGCGGAUCCGCUGGAGCCGAACUGGCAGCAGGCGUUCUACGGGGAGAACUAUGCCAGACUGUACAGCUUGAAACAGCAGUACGAUCCGACGGGGCUGCUGUAUGCGCGGACGGCGGUAGGCAGCGAGGACUGGGAGGUGCAGAGUGUCGACGGGCUGCCGGAUCAGAAUGGGCGGCUGUGUCGGGUGGGCAGGAAUUCGAUAAGAAUCUACUCUAGUCGAUCUGCUCUGCAAAGGAAGUCAUUCAAUAGGCUUAGCUCUUUCAACCCCGCCGUCAUUAAGCUGGCUCUAAUACUGCCAAGUCCCUCAAUUGAUCUGCAGACUGACCCAGACAACAAGCAAGCUAUGCAAGGAUACACUGCGUUGUCACUGCGUACGACAGGUCUGGUGGGCAUUCCGGCUUUGCAGUGCUCGAUUUUGCGUAUGCAAACAUUGGUGCAGUUUUGGCACAUGGACUUUUUUUACUUAAAAACAUAA
This is a messenger RNA of Rasamsonia emersonii CBS 393.64, 2229 nucleotides long. RefSeq names its product FAD/FMN-containing dehydrogenase. The coding region runs from base 1 to 2229 and encodes 742 amino acids. NCBI's taxonomy places the organism in Eukaryota, Fungi, Ascomycota, Eurotiomycetes, Eurotiales, Trichocomaceae. The transcript is spliced from 6 exons. Gene Ontology annotation, molecular function: oxidoreductase activity; FAD binding. The record is from RefSeq and is a predicted model, not a curated record.